This is a messenger RNA of Sitodiplosis mosellana (orange wheat blossom midge), 2771 nucleotides long. Its product is annotated as sodium leak channel NALCN-like. Gene Ontology annotation, molecular function: monoatomic cation channel activity. Gene Ontology annotation, cellular component: membrane. Lineage: Eukaryota; Metazoa; Arthropoda; Insecta; Diptera; Cecidomyiidae. The coding region runs from base 77 to 1051 and encodes 324 amino acids. The transcript is spliced from 2 exons. Gene Ontology annotation, biological process: monoatomic ion transport; transmembrane transport. The record is from RefSeq and is a predicted model, not a curated record.
GACAAUCAAUUCGCUCGCUAUUCCUGACACAUUUUGUUCAACUGACACAGAUUCUGGAUAUCAGUGCCCGCCCGGGAUGAAAUGUAUGAAGCUUGACUUCUUGAGCAGUUACGUAAUGGGAUUUAAUGGUUUUGAGGACAUUUACACGAGCAUUUUCACGGUCUAUCAGGCAUCAUCGCAAGAAGGAUGGGUUUUUAUCAUGUACCGAGCAAUCGACUCAUUACCGGGAUGGCGUGCUGUUUUCUUUUUCAGUACCAUGAUUUUCUUCCUUGCUUGGCUCGUGAAGAACGUCUUCAUCGCCGUCAUCACUGAAACUUUCAACGAAAUUCGUGUGCAAUUUCAACAACAUUUGUGGGGUGUUCGUGGUCAAAUUCAGAACAGUUCAACCACACAACUAUUAACUGGCGACGAUUCAGGUUGGAAACUAAUCACAAUUGAUGACAAUAAGCACGGUGGGCUCGCUCCAGAAGCAUGUCAUGCCAUUUUAAGAUCACCCUACUUCAGAAUGAUUGUAAUGACCGUUAUUUUAGCCAAUGGCAUAGUCACGGCGACUAUGCAUUUCAAACACGAUGGUCGACCACGACAAGUGUUCUACGAACACUAUUAUUAUAUCGAGAUAGUGUUUACGUUGUUCUUGGAUAUGGAAACACUUUUCAAAAUAUAUUGUUUGGGUUGGCGCGGCUACUACAAACAUUCCAUUCAUAAAUUUGAGCUACUCUUGGCAAUUGGUACAACGUUGCACGUGAUUCCCGGCCUUUAUUUGUCGGGCUUGACUUAUUUCCAAGUUUUGAGAGUAGUUCGUUUGAUUAAAGCCUCUCCAAUGCUUGAAGGAUUCGUCUAUAAAAUUUUUGGACCCGGGAAGAAACUUGGAAGCCUCAUCAUAUUUACUAUGUGCUUGUUAAUUAUUAGUUCUUCAAUUUCGAUGCAAUUGUUCUGCUUUCUAUGCGAUUUCACGAAAUUUCAAAGUUUUCCGGAAGCAUUCAUGUCUAUGUUCCAGAUAUUGACUCAAGAAGCGUGGGUUGAAGUUAUGGACGAAGUAAUGAUUAGGUAAGAUUUAAUCACGCCGGAUCGAUUAAUAAUUUCACUUUUCAUUGUGCUAUAAAGUUGGCGACAGCACGCGAGUGACGAAAGCACCCUAGUGCUGAAAGUCGAACCCAUUUAUCACAGCCGGCGACAGCAGGCGCGAGUGACGAAAGCACCUCUGUGCUGAAAGUCGAACUCGCCUAUAUAUACACGCAAUUUCGAACUUUUUUCCUAAGAGGCCAUCUGGUAUGAAUGAAGUAUCGCUAGGAAGCCCCUGGCUCAUAGGCCCAGAAAAUGCAUUCAAACUUGGGAAUCGACCAACCGUCUCCAUAGAAAUAGCCACUUGAAAAUUAUGUGCAAUUAUCAGUUUUCCCCAUUUACCGGGUGUUGAACGCGGCCCGUUCAUCUUGAAACAUGUUUUUUCUGAGUCUACUCGUCGAGACCUUUCCAACAAGCCCAAGAACGUCGAAAUUGGACCAUCCGUUCAUGAGUUAUGACGAUUUAAAAAAUUUCUUUGGCGUCUCCACCAAUUAUUCUGAGAUAAUAUUUUUUCUGUCCGUCCGUCCGUCCGUAGUUUUUGUCCGAUCUUUUUCAAACUUUCAGACAUUGAACUAUAUCAAAAACUAAGACUUUUUUGUUCCGGCAUUUUUUGAUUUGGCCGCCAUCUUGGCCUUGGCCGGCCUUUGAAAAUUCAAAAUAUGGCCUUCUUUCCAAUGAUCACUGUGCCUAACCCAGUCAACCGAUUUCAAACUUUUGGGUAUCGUUGGAAAGGUCUUAAGGCCAGCUAUCAAAUGACAUCUAUUCUAAUUUGAAAAAAUUGAGUUGGCAUGGUCUUAUCUGGCGAAGAAACGCUGUAUGGUGCAGAAAUAAUAUUUUUUUUUAUGGGCAGAAACCCAAGAAAAUGGACACCUGGCCUUGCAUAAAUCGGCCAUUUUCUCAAAAACGGCUCCGACGAUUUUUUUAAAAAAUUUUUGGAAUUUAGCCUCAAGUUAGAGCUAAAAUUUGAGAUAUUUUUUUUUCAAAAGUUUUUCUUCCUUUUUGAAUUUGAGAAAACUGAAUUAUUUGAGAAUUGUUGUUCUUUGUAAAUAGUUAUUUUAAAUUUUGAAAAUUGUAUUUUGAACAAUGUCGGCUUGUUUUUAGGUAGACAAUAAAACACUAUAUAUAAUAUAGCUUAUAAUUAUCUGGGAAAACUCUGUUUUUUGAGAUAUAGCCAUUAGGAGUUAGAAAAAAAAUGAAAAAUCGACAAAAAUCGACUAAAACUCAUUUUUGUUGCCGUGAAUUAGGGCAAAAUCAAAACCAAAGUGAUUUUACGUUCAGAUAAAUAAAAUUCCUUCAGAUACCAGCCCUUCACCAAGUCUUUUUAUUCCACGCAAUCAACAAAAAACACAAAAAAGUACUUUUCAUGAAAAAAUCAAAAUCAAAAUCAGAAAAAUUCAUCAUCAAAAAACUAAACAUGUGAUAGUUUCUUAGUAUAAAAGCGAUAUGUAAUUUCAUCAAAACAAAAUGUAAUUUCAUCUGUCUGUCCAAAAUUCAAAUUUUAUUUAACAAAAAUUUUUUUUUAAUUUUUUCUCCUCCGGUGUGCGACUCGAACUCGAGUCCACACGCUCAUAAGUCUGCUCUCCUACCUACGCGCUGAUUUUGCUUUAUUCAAAAUGGCGACAAUGCUGGUUUUUAACUACAACAUUUCAUGUGUCAUUUUUUUUUUGGCUCAAUACACAUCACUUUGUGUUUGUUUAGUGUUAGUUGGU